AUGACCACUGCCAACCACCGUCACAAGCCUCACUUCGAAGGGGAGCCUGGAGGCUCUGUUUGUUCUGGCAACUCUACCAAUGAUGUUUCCGCCUUUGCAAGAUCACUCUAUCAGAAGUUUGUUGAUUUGUUCUUCGUCGACUUAAAAUUCGUGAUUCCGUGGAGUGACGCAAUUCGAGUUUUCGGAAAGGGACAGUACACUGAAAGAGCGGCUGCAGUUGUGACUCAUACAAUUGUUGAAGUCAUACAGCCAGAGAAACAAUUAGAUCAGAAGAGAAAGGUUAAGUUCAAGAUCAUGAGUCUAAAGGUGAAAGCAGGAUCAGAUUAUGUACCUGAGUUGUAUGGUCUUGGAAGUGAGAUAUCAAUUAAUGGGGAUGUUUACAGCUAUGGCAUCUGCUUGUUAGAGAUGAUGAGAAUAAAGAGACCAACUGACGACAUGUUUCAAAAAGGCCGAAAUCUUCAAAACUUUGCUAGGAUGGUUAUACCGGACAAUGUGAUAGAGAUUGUGGACCAGAUGCUUCUAAACAAAAAUGAAGACGAGGUUGGAGCAACAGAAAAAAACACUUGGCAGAAUCAAAAUAGGGCAAGCAAAAGAGUGUUUUGUUUCAGUUUUAAGGAUUGGAGUGGCAUCCUCCAUGGAGUCAUCACAAGAACAGUUGAAUAA
Molecule: messenger RNA, 663 nt
Organism: Ilex paraguariensis (yerba mate)
Lineage: Eukaryota; Viridiplantae; Streptophyta; Magnoliopsida; Aquifoliales; Aquifoliaceae
Source: the annotation of a GenBank genome assembly